AUGACCCUCCCCGGUCCAGUGUCUGGAGAGGAUGGGAGGACCAAAUCAACCAAGAGGAAAGCCAUUCCUCAUCAUCAGAGUCCUGCAAAAAGGCCAAGGCUUUCUGAGGUGGAUGGACCAUCGCUGAUGUCUCAAAACGAAAUCAGUAAAGGGAACAAGAAUAGAUCCUUGACCCUCUCCGGUCCAGUAUCUGGAGAGGAUGGGAGGACCAAACCAACCAAGAGGAAAGCAAUUUCUCAUAAUCAGAUCCCUUCAAAAAGGUCAAGGUUUUCUGGAGUGGAUGGACAAUCGUCAAUCUCUCAAAACGAGGUCAAUAAAGGGAAGAAGAAAAGAAAAUGGGAUGAAGAGGAAGAAGAGGAACCAUCAAAAGCACCCAAGAAGCCAAAAGGACUUCCAGGUCUAGUCCUGAAUGAUGACACAACGUCCUCCUUAAAUAUCUACUCCUGUAGCAACAUUUCAGAAAGUUGCAAAUCUGAGGUCUGCUGCAAGAGGAAAGCCUUCAGCACAGAGGAAGCAAGGAAGAAAGUGGAAAGAGCAGAAGCCCAAAGAGCUGAAUUUGAGGCAAAAUAUAAAGAAGAGGGUCCUAUCUGCAGUGGAGGCUUUGGAUCAGUGUUUGCAGGCUACCGGAAAGAAGAUAAUUUACCAGUGGCGAUCAAACACAUACCAAAUAAAAAAGUGUUGUACGGACAUACUGACCAGGACGGCAAUGAGCUUUCUGCAGAGGUGGCUGUCAUGAAAAGGCUGGAAUCUGCAACAACCAACUCAGUGGGGAAGUCAGCCCCAGUGGCCCUGCUGGACUGGUAUGAAUUGAAGCAAGAGCUGAUUCUUGUGCUGGAGAGACCAGUUUCUGCCGUGGAUCUCUUUGAAUACAGGGCAGAUCAUGGAGGUACACUACUAGAGGAUGAGGCAAAGGUUAUAGUAAAACAGCUGAUUAAUGCAGCUAUAUACCUCCAGGAGAACUGCAUUUUCCACAGAGAUAUAAAACUGGAAAACAUUCUCAUUGAGACGGAUUCAGAUAUCCCACGAGUUCGUCUUAUUGACUUUGGAAUGAGCUGCAUCUACAAAGAAAACACAGAGUUCAACAAAUUUUGUGGCACAGUGACUCACAUCCCUCCAGAGGCCUUAGCCCAGCAUACUCACAGCGCCAUCCCCACAACAGUGUGGCAGAUAGGGGUGGUCUUGUUCGAAAUCCUGCACACCAAAGACUUCCUGUCUAACAGGUUCAUCCAUAAAACACUCAGGAUCAGUGAAACGCUUCCUGAAGAAUGUCAGGAUUUCCUGAAAAAAUGCCUUACAAUAGAUCCAGAGAAACGUCCCACUCUGGAGGAUCUACGAAGCCACCCAUGGCUCACCUAA
Molecule: messenger RNA, 1356 nt
Organism: Melanotaenia boesemani (Boeseman's rainbowfish)
Lineage: Eukaryota; Metazoa; Chordata; Actinopteri; Atheriniformes; Melanotaeniidae
Product: serine/threonine-protein kinase pim-1-like
Exons: 6
Coding region: 1-1356 (451 amino acids)
Biological process (GO): protein autophosphorylation; negative regulation of apoptotic process; regulation of mitotic cell cycle
Cellular component (GO): cytoplasm
Molecular function (GO): ATP binding; protein serine/threonine kinase activity
Source: RefSeq, a predicted model, not a curated record